This is a messenger RNA of Mandrillus leucophaeus (drill), 943 nucleotides long. RefSeq names its product LFNG O-fucosylpeptide 3-beta-N-acetylglucosaminyltransferase (gene LFNG). The record is from RefSeq and is a predicted model, not a curated record. The transcript is spliced from 8 exons. NCBI's taxonomy places the organism in Eukaryota, Metazoa, Chordata, Mammalia, Primates, Cercopithecidae. Gene Ontology annotation, biological process: regulation of Notch signaling pathway. Gene Ontology annotation, molecular function: O-fucosylpeptide 3-beta-N-acetylglucosaminyltransferase activity. Gene Ontology annotation, cellular component: membrane.
AUGACAUGAGGUCGCUGCUGUCUUGCGGCUGACGUUCAGGUAGAGGAAAGGAGAGGAACAUUCAUCUUCACUGACGGGGAAGAUGAGGCCCUGGCCAGGCACACGGGCAAUGUGGUCAUCACAAACUGCUCGGCCGCCCACAGCCGCCAGGCGCUGUCCUGCAAGAUGGCCGUGGAGUAUGACCACUUCAUCGAGUCCGGCAGGAAGUGGUUCUGCCACGUGGAUGAUGACAACUACGUCAACCUGCGGGCCCUGCUGCGGCUGCUGGCCAGCUACCCGCACACGCGGGACAUCUACAUCGGCAAGCCCAGCCUGGACAGGCCCAUCCAGGCCACGGAACGGGUCAGCGAGAACAAGGUGCGUCCUGUCCACUUCUGGUUUGCCACGGGCGGCGCUGGCUUCUGCAUCAGUCGUGGGUUGGCUCUGAAGAUGAGCCCGUGGGCCAGCGGGGGUCACUUCAUGAACACUGCCGAGCGGAUCCGGCUGCCUGAUGACUGCACCAUUGGCUACAUCGUGGAGGCCCUGCUGGGCGUGCCGCUCAUCCGCAGCGGCCUCUUCCACUCCCACCUGGAGAACCUGCAGCAGGUGCUCACCUCAGAGCUCCACGAGCAGGUGACACUGAGCUACGGUAUGUUUGAAAACAAGCGGAAUGCCGUCCACGUGAAGGGGCCUUUCUCAGUGGAGGCCGACCCAUCCAGGUUCCGCUCCAUCCACUGCCACCUGUACCCAGACACACCCUGGUGUCCCCGAACUGCCAUCUUCUAGCAGCCAUGGCUGAGACCCAACCCCUGGGCGCCCCUGGUAUCCAAAGGGCCCAGUGACCCUGUUGCGCUGCCCUGGCCUCGGCAUUCGAGGCUCCCCCAGGGCCGUGCCUGUGCGUGUGCGUGUGCGUGUGCAUGUGUGUGUGUGUGUAUGCGUGUGUGUGUGUACUGUAUGCCCACCC